Molecule: messenger RNA, 7180 nt
Organism: Exaiptasia diaphana
Lineage: Eukaryota; Metazoa; Cnidaria; Anthozoa; Actiniaria; Aiptasiidae
Exons: 21
Coding region: 531-6491 (1986 amino acids)
Biological process (GO): proteolysis
Cellular component (GO): membrane
Molecular function (GO): serine-type endopeptidase activity
Source: RefSeq, a predicted model, not a curated record
UUAUUAGUAAAUCACAUUUCUAGGAUGAUCUAACAAACAAAAAAUGUCAAAUAUGAAUUUGUUUUGAAAACAAUGCACGAAUCUUCGAGAGGUAAACCACCCGAAGUGGUCUUUAACAAAAGGAGAGGUGAACAAUUGGUCUGGAUGUUAUGACGUACAGUAGUAUGCUUAUAUUCUGACGGCCUUACUGUAAACAUUGACAUAAGGUGUUUAUUAGAGUGAAAAACUAUAGUUGCAAGAUACUUGUUAGCAUUAAAAAUAGAUUUUCUUGAGAUUAAUGGCCAUAGSUUUUUAUCUGUCGAAUCGUUAAGGAUAAAUUUCCUAGGUUACGUCACCAAUGACAACAGGUAGAGGUAUGAUAGUUUAGCCAGCGUCAUUUCAUAGCGGAAAUGCAAUGAUGUGGAAAAACAAUACCUUCCCAAGAGGAUUAAAUAUUUCCAUAGCCAUUGAUGACAGAAACCACGUAUCCCUGUCAAAACAAUUUUUUUUACGAGAUAACGACAAUUUAAUAGCAGAAAACAGAAAAGAACAUGRAGAUUUUUAGUUUCUUGGUGUUAAUCUUGAUUGUACAAAGUCGAGUAAGUGGUUUAACAUGGACGACGCACACAACUACUAAGAAUGUUGAACCUGGUGGAAACAUUACUCUUCGCUGGACAUAUACUUUAACGAAUUUUGAGCAACAACAAGCGUCCCUUUAUUCUUUGAUUAUCAUAGAGCAAGAACGGUAUCUUUACAGCGGUAAUUGGAGAACUUUAGCAGUGAAACUACCGGAAUUUCAAUUAUCAAAGGUUAUUUCAAAUAAUGGACGCAUAUCUUUUCAAGACGGUGCUGGGGUAGGGAUAGAAAUUUACAAUGUYACUGACAUCGAAGAAACGAGAUAUAGGUGCACGUAUAUUAGCGGUUUUCCAUCAUCGAAAAGCAUUAUCGUUCCAGAUUUCAAAGAAGUGCCAAUCCAAUUAAGAAUUAUUGGUAACUCUUUAACAUCUGGACGUGUAGAAGUAUUCCACAAUGGUUUGUGGGGGACAAUAUGCAAUAACAAAUGGACGAUAAGAAAUGCUAACGUUGCGUGUCGAAUGAUGGGAUUCCAAGGCGCCAGUAAAGCUUUGUGUAUUGGACAAUGCACACCAGGAACCGGUCCAAUUUGGUUAAGUGAUGUUGAUUGCACUGGGAACGAGAAUAACCUCGGUGAAUGCUUUCAUGGUGUUUGGGGGAAUAACAAGUGCAAUCACAAUAUGGAUGCUGGGGUUGAAUGUGUUUAUCCAUCGACAACCAAAAUAACUUUCACAACUUCCACGAUACAACCACCCAGUACCACACAGCCACUAACCACAACACAGCCAACAACAACAACAACAACACGAGGGCGGUCAACCACACAAACACCAAGUACAACAAAACCGCAAACAACAACACAGCCUCCUACCACAACACAAUUGACUACAAAUACACAGCGACCGAYAACACGAUCCUCUAUAAUUUUAGCCCGACUAACUGGUGCCAAUCGCAAUGAUUAUGGAAGACUUGAAGUGUUCUAUAAUGGAGAGUGGGGAACUGUUUGUGAUGAUAAUUGGAAUGAAAAGGAUGCCAUCGUUGCUUGUCGAAUGUUGGGGUUCCAGACAGUCAAUUUUACUGCCACUGUUGGAAGCUUUAUGCCAGGUCAAGGGAAAAUCCACAUGGAUGAAGUACAGUGUAUCGGUAAUGAGACAUCCCUGAAAGACUGUCCAUUCAUUGGAUGGGAUCAGACUGAUUGCGGUCAUAAAGAAGACGUUGGAGUUAGCUGUAUGAAUGUAUCGACAAAAACAACAGCUAUACCUACAACACAAGCAACCUUUCCUACAACAGCACCUCAACCAGAGGUUCGUUUAGCUGGCGCCAACAGCGUAGCAAUUGGUCGUUUAGAGGUUUAUCACAACCAUUCUUGGGGGACGGUAUGUUACGAUAACUGGGAUAGCAACGAUGCCAUUGUUGUAUGUCGCCAGUUGGGAUUUGAUUUUGUGAAGCACACCGAGAGAGUUAUACCUGCCCUUGAAGGCAAAGGUGUUAUCUGGAUGGACGAAGUAAAAUGUAACGGCACAGAAAGGUCACUGAAAGAUUGUCCAUUUAACGGAUGGGGCAAAACGGAUUGUGGUCAUGAUAAAGACGUAUUAUUGUGGUGCAAACACUUCCAGUCUACCACUUUUGCCCCUAGUACCGCUCAACCUACAACCACUGUUCCUACUACCGCUCACACUACUGCUCCUACUACCGCUCGUCCUACAACCACGAUUUCUACACAACCAAUUCCAGAGGUUCGUUUAGCUGGCGUCAACACCUCAGCAGUUGGUCGUGUAGAGGUUUAUCACAACCNUUCUUGGGGGACGGUAUGUUACGAUAACUGGGAUAGCAACGAUGCCAUUGUUGUAUGUCGCCAGUUGGGAUUUGAUUUUGUGAAGCAAACUGGUAGAGUUAUACCUGCCCUUGAAGGCAAAGGUGUUAUUUGGAUGGACGAAGUCAAAUGUAACGGCACAGAAAGGUCACUGAAAGAUUGUCCAUUUAACGGAUGGGGUAAAACGGAUUGUGGUCAUGAUAAAGAUGUAUUAUUGUGGUGCGGAUACUUCCCGACUACCACUUCUGCCCCUAGUACUGCUCAACCUACAACCGUUUCUACACAGUCUCCAGUGCUUCAAAUCCGAUUAGCGGGAAAUACUUCGAGUUUUGGAAGAAUCGAAGUUUUUUAUAACGGCACAUGGGGCACAGUUUGUUCCAAUUACUGGGAYGUUAAUGCAGGAAAAGUUGCGUGUAGAAUGCUUGGYUACCCAUAUGUAUGGUCAAGCAGUAGCAUAGGUUCUCUGUUACCUGGUACAGGCAAAAUUUGGUUAGAUGAUGUUCGAUGCCAUGGUAAUGAAACUACGAUUCUUGAUUGUGCGCAUAAACCUUGGGGAGAGCACAACUGUAAUCAUUCAAGAGAUGCAGGUGUUUGGUGUGGACGCACUCCUACUCCAUCGCCACCUCCUAGGACAACAACAACGUCACUUCCUAUGACGACUUCAUCGCCACCUUCGACAGCCUCUCCAACACCAAGUUUACGUAUACGUUUAGCUGGCAGGAACUCCUUUACGGAAGGUCGGGUAGAAAUAUUCCAGAACAACGCUUGGGGAACCAUUUGUGAUGAUAAAUGGGACAUCAACGAUGCCCAUGUCGUUUGCCGCAUGCUUGGUUUAUCUGGGGCAGAGAGAGCAGUUGUGAAUGCGGAGUUUGGUGAAGGAACUGGUAUGAUUUGGAUGGAUGAUGUAGAAUGCAGUGGAUCAGAGUUAAGCCUAGUUUCGUGUAAGCACAAAACGAAUUCUGAUUGUUCGCACAAAGAGGAUGCUGGCGUUGUAUGUCAGAAAGUACCGGUACAAAACAAAGAUGCUGGAUGCAAUUUUGAUCACAAAGGAUAUUGUUAUUGGAAUCGAGACACCUUCAAUGGUAGUAAUUACGAGUGGACAAGAAUAAGUGGACCAACUCCAUCAGAUGGGACCGGUCCAAGUAAAGAUCGUACAACAGGGAAAGGUCAUUAUGUAUACAUUGAAUCAACGGACUGCAUGUAUGGAAAAUUAGCGGCCAGACUAGUCAGUCCCCUUUUGGGAAAAAGUGCGACUUGUUUAAGCUUCCAUUAUCAUAUGUAUGGUGCAAAAAUAACAACGUUGAGAGUUACAUCAGGCAAGAGYAUCUUGUGGCAACUGACCGGUGAACAGGGCCAAAAAUGGUUCAAAGCYAKAGUYCCUUUGAAGUUUGCCGGAACCUUUCAUGUAUCAUUUGAAGCAGAUUGUGGCCUUGAUUGGCGUGGGGAUAUUGCAAUUGAUGAUAUWGWGGUUUUGGAUGAUCCGGACUGUCGUUACUAUGCAGAAAGUGCAGUUCCCAGUAAAAUCGUGUCAAUCUCAGGGAAUGUAACAGUUGACGCUGGCGCUGACGUCUUCAUGAGUUGUUCAGCAUCUGGUGCACCUACCCCAUCAGUAGAAUGGGUUUUCGAUAACAAAGUCCUUGCAAAAAAUCCAUCCCAGGUUAACUACACUGUCAAGAUUAAUGAUUUAAGCCAGGCUGGGCAGUAUUUGUGUAUUGCCUCCAAUAAAUAUGGGACAAUGAAAAAUGCAAUGAAUGUCUUUCUACGACAUAAGCCUAUGAAUACCACAACAAAUUUUAACGUGUCUUCAAAUGCUGCUUCAGUUGGAGAGCCAGUGUCAGUCAUAUGCAAAGCUGUGGCGAACCCAAUCCCCACAUGUSAACUUUAUCAUAAUGGAAACCUAUUAAAUAUGAUUUCAAACUCUUACGUCAUCAAGACUUUUAAGGCUUCCGACUUUGGCGUAUAUAAAUGCAGUUGCUUUAACAGCUUAGGAAGAGAUUCUGGAGUGGAAACUCUCACUGUUUAUGAAAAACCGUCAAUUUCAGUUGUUUAUCCCAGAUCUCAGAACAUCAGCGAAACAGAUCCCAUUAAUAUCUUCUGCAACGCWACGGGAAAUCCACAUCCAACAAUAACAUGGAGAAAGAGCGAUGACAGCAGAAGRGUCUUCCCAACGGGUAGUUUUCUUACUAUUCCGAAAAGUUUGGCUCCUCGUGACGAAGGAAACUUUAUCUGUACUGCUGAUAAUGGCAAAUACAGUACUGAAGACAGUUCUGUUGUCAACUUUGUUUUCAGAGUCUCGCGGAUAUCAAGUCAACCGCAAAAUGUAUCCGCCAUUGAAGACAGCAAUCKCUUAGUGAGCUUAUUCUGCAACGCUACUGGAAUUCCUUCACCAAACAUAACCUGGUAUAAACAAGGAAAUUAUAGCUUUCCAGUUGCUCUUGGUGAAACGUUAAAACUAAGAGCAAAGAAAGAAGCUUCAGGAAUAUAUGAAUGCGUUGCUUUCAAUGGAAUCGGGAGCGCCCARAGAACACGAGCGUGGAUUCAGAUAAAGCAUAUACCUUACUUCACAACCAUGAAGUCCAACGUAAACAAUGACGUCGUGUUUGGCAACCAUCCUAUCACGAUAACAUGCACAUCAUUUGCCAACCCACCAGCCAACCGAUAUGWUUUUUACCGUGACGGUCGUCACGUGUCUACAACAUCAUCCGGGGUUCUUACUAUUGUUAGUGCAAAAGCCGCUGACCAAGGAAUAUACACAUGCAUAUCAUCUAAUUCUAUUGGACGAAGUGCGAAUAAUGCUACUUUAAGUGUGGCCGUGUUUGGUGCAUUGGAAAUUGCCAGUAGACCAAAAAAUCAAACUGUGAAAGAGAGCGGGACUGCAAUACUGUUCUGUAACGCAUCGUCGAGUCAUGGUACCGUACAAAUUGAAUGGAGAAAAGUGGAAAAUCGCUCUAUUAGUUUUCCUAGUGUAACAUCAUUGGUUUUGGCGAACGCACARAAAGGUGACAAUGGAGUUUAUGAAUGCAAAGCAAGCAAUGGAUAUGCCAAGCCAGUUACCGCAAGAGCACGGGUUAAUGUUCUGCAUAAACCAUACAAUACCGUUCUCAACACAUCGACUGGGUCGAAAAACAUCAGGCUUAAUGGAUCACUUCAGCUCAUCUGUAAAACGUUUGCCAACCCGCCUGCUAAUAUCUAUAAAUUUUUUCACAACGGAGUAACACUUGGACAGACCGCCAAUGGASUGUUUAAGAUAUCACGACUAACAAAAACGUCCAAUGGGACAUAUUCAUGCGUCGCCGAGAAUGCCAUCGGAAAAGGUGCCCCAGGAUCAAUCUUCCUUAAGUUCGCAGUUUGUGGUAGACCCGUAUUUGGAAAUUCGAUCCAUUCCCAGAUUGUCGGUGGUAUAACGUCACGACAUGGGGCGUGGCCAUGGCAAGUGCAAAUUGGAACCAAGAAUGUCUGGAACAGCAUACGUCAUMUCUGUGGCGGUUCAGUCAUAGGAAAAAAAUGGAUUGUCACAGCAGCACAUUGUGUAGCUGUUGAACAAGGAUCAGGAUUCAAUACAACCAAACCCGAAAAUCUUAAUAUCACGUUAGGGGAACAAUUUAUUUACAAAGUAGAUGGYACAGAACAAAACAUUCCAGUAGAAAAGGUUAUUGUACAUCCUAGCUACUACAAUCUUGAUUAUGACAUAGCACUCAUUAAACUCAAGCAGGACAUCCAAUACAAUUCCUAUGUAUCGCCAGUUUGUUUACCAGACUUUGAAUUUCCAGCUGGCACUGCAUGUUAUGUGACUGGGUGGGGACGUCUAUUUAGCAGUUCUCCUUCAUCAAACGUUCUGCAAGAAGCAUCUAUUCCAUUAAUGUCAAGGUCACAAUGCAAUGUUGAGUAUAAAGGCAUCAAGCAAGUAACUAGUCGUAUGAUAUGUGCUGGUACAAAGGGUGUUUCUAAAGGGACAUGUAGAGGUGAUAGUGGUGGGCCGAUUGUAUGUUCAAGWGAAGGGUAUUGGUUUCUUAUGGGCGCAACCAGUUGGAGUUUGGGAGGUUGCGCAGAUAGUGGCUAUCCUGGUGUUUAYGCUGACAUAUUUUACUUCAAAAAUUGGAUUGUAAAUACCAUGGAGAGAUAUUAGAUUCUAUGGCAUAGAGAUACGAUWUAAACCGAUACGAUGGUAUAUGAACAGAAAUAAAUAAUGCUACAAUACAAACAUCAAUAUGGUUGAAUGUAAAAAAUAGUGAAGUGGAACCCAAAUGGCAAUAUGUGGAAUAUGAACAUCAAUACGGUGGGAUAUAAGCCACAAUCUCAUUGUGGAAAGAAAGGCCAAUACUAGGGAAUCUAAAUCGAAAUAUGGUGGAAUAUAAACAGGAAUACACGAAGUCAUAUUAGUGUCAAUAACAGCGAUAUGGUGUAAUAUGGUUGAUUACGAACAACAAAUGGUAGGAAGGCAAACAAGGACAUAAGUCGGCAUAUAGUACAAUAGAGAGGAUUAGAAAAACCAACCAAAUGAAAAUGACAAAACUUUUGAAAACAUGUGCUGCAAUUGUUAGCUUAUUUUACAAGCCAGAUUGCCAUAUGAAGGAAUGCAAGUAMCUUUUUUGGUGGAAAGCAAAAGGAAAUAUCUAUUUAUACGAACAAUGAACAAUAUAUAAGUAUAACCUAAAACAGGAAAAUCUUAAGAAAUUUUUGCUAACAGCACAGAAAUGUUAAAAAUGUCCAACCGCAGCAGGCUUAAUAGUUUUUAUUUUUAAGAUAUAAAUAUUCACGAAUAUUGUUAGAUUUAUAGUAAGUUUACUUUUUUAAUGAUUGAACAAUUCCAAAAAC